AUGGGAAGUUCCAGAGUGAGAAUCUUUGACCCCCAUGUAGAGAGGAAGGAUUCUGCCUUGUUUCUAGGCAGGGAGUUGCCUUUGCCCACAUUUGAUGUGCCUUAUUUUAAAUAUAUUGAUGAAGAGGAUGAGGAGGAUGAAUGGAGCAGCCGUUCUCAGUCUUCAACAGAGGAUGACUCUGUGGACUCUUUGCUUUCUGACAGAUAUGUGGUAGUAUCUGGGACACCAGAGAAGAUUUUGGAGCACCUCCUGAAUGACUUACACCUGGAAGAAGUACAGGACAAAGAGACAGAAACUCUCCUCGAUGACUUCCUUCUCACAUACACAGUCUUCAUGACAACAGACGACUUGUGUCAGGCACUGCUAAGGCAUUAUUGUGCUAAAAGCCACCAAGGCAAAGAAGAGAUUCUAGAUGUUUCCUGCAGAAAACGUAAAGUUUUACAUCUGGUGUCUCAGUGGACUUCGCUCUACAAAGACUGGUUACAUGAAGAUGAGAAUUUAAAGCAGUUUCUAAAGACAAUAUACAGGAACGUAUUGGAUGAUGUAUAUGAGUAUCCUGUACUUGAGAAGGAUCUGAAAGAAUUUCAAAAAUUACUUGGAAUGCACCGUCGUCACACUGUAGAUGAAUAUUCACCUCACAGAAAGCAUAAAGCCAUUUUCCAUCAAUUCAGUCUCAAGGAGAACUGGCUCCAGAACAGAGGAACUGUGAAUGAAACUGAAGAAGUUUUUUGCCGGGUAUACAUAACAGAACAUUCUUAUGUCAGUGUAAAAACUAAAGUAUCCACUUCAGCUCAGGAGAUUGUGAAAAUUGUGGCAGAAAAGCUCCAGCAUUCGCAGGAAGAUCUGGCUUUAGUGGCUGUUUCAUUCUCUGGAGAAAAGCAUGAAUUACAGCCAAACGACUUGGCGAUCUCCAAGACCCUUGAGUCUUCUGCUCGUAUGUUUGUUUUCCGAAAAGAUUUAACAGAUACUCUGAACCCUUUUGCUGAAAAUGAUGAAACGCAGCAAAGAUCAGUAAGAAUUCUGGGAAUUAACACUUGGGACCUUGCGUUGGAAUUAACAUCUUUUGACUGGAGUCUUUUCAACUUGGUUCAUGAGCAAGAGCUGAUAUACUUCACCUUCAGCAGGCAGGGCAGCGAGGAAAACACUGUGAAUCUUAGCCUUUUGCUUCAAAGAUGUAAUGAAGUUCAACUCUGGGUUGCCACUGAAAUACUCCUCUGCAACCAGCUCUGUAAACGUGUGCAACUAGUGAAAAAAUUCAUUAAGAUUGCUGCACACUGCAAAGCCCAAAGAAAUCUGAACUCAUUCUUUGCCAUUGUUAUGGGCCUCAACACGGCAUCUGUCAGCCGGCUUUCUCAAACAUGGGAGAGAAUCCCUGGAAAAUUUAAGAAGCUGUUUACUGAACUUGAAAGUUUGACAGAUCCUUCCCUGAAUCACAAAGCCUACAGGGAUGCAUUCAAGAAAAUGAAGUCUCCGAAAAUCCCCUUCAUGCCUUUACUCCUUAAAGAUGUAACUUUUAUUCAUGAAGGAAAUAAAACUUUUCUGGAUAACCUUGUUAACUUUGAGAAACUGCAUAUGAUUGCAGACACAGUCCGAUCACUGAGACAUUGCCGGCGUAACCAGUUUGGAAGUGAAGCACCCUCCAAAGAGCAUUUGGAGCUGAAGUCCUAUGUCCAUCAUUUGCACAUCAUAGACAACCAGCAGAUGCUGUUUGAGCUUUCUCAUCAGAUAGAGCCUCGCGUGUGAAUUCACACAAAUUGCAGUACUUUCAAUUAAGUGAAUGUUUAUGCCAAGCAAGUUGCUUCCCUGGGAGAGAGAUGUUUACUGAGUUUUAUCAGUAGCUGAUACCACAGCAUAUGCAGGAAUCUCAUGCUAAGUAAAAAGAGGAACUGUUCACAUCAGCCUUCCAAGGAUGAGGAAAAUGUCAAUUCCAUUCAACUGCCGAGCAAGGAAGAGAGGAACAGAAUUCUCCUCAUUCAACACUUGAGUUUCCUUAAAAACAGUGAUGGUCCAGAGUACCUUUCAAUCCAGAUUCUGUCAGUGUUACAUUGAAAGAAAACACUUGUACCACCAUGAAGGAAGCAGCAUCGUAUGAGAAAAGUGCUCAUAAUUUGCCACACAGGAAUGUACCUCAUUGAUCAUAAGCUGCCAAAGUACUGACUGUUGCCAAAAAGAGAGGGAAGGAGGAAGUACUGAGUGAUCUUGGCUUCCCUGGGAUAUGCAGUAACCACUGCAAAAUUGAAGCAUAAAGCAAGAUACCUUGAUAAGAGCACAGCAUGCAAACAGAAUUCAAACCAAUUAUAUAAAAUAGUAGUCAAACAGCAGCUGUUAUUUUAUUAUAUCACUUCUACUUCAGAAUGUGCUUCAUAGCAAAAAAGAAAAAAAGUUCAUGUGAAUAUAAUUUCUGGUAACUCGUGCAGUGUCUUUACACUUGAUCAACUGGAAGAGACCAUGGUACUUAGAAUGUUUCUCAUAAUUUUUAAAUUUAGAACUUCCUGUGUGUUGCUGCUUUUCCAAUGAGUCUAAUUUUGGUAACAGUGUCUACAGCUGAUAGGCUCCGUUACAUAUUACAAAGGAAUGCAGUGCAUUCUUCAUGAUUUCUGUACAUAAGGUAACUGAUUAACUUUAGAGAGAUGCAAGCUAUAGACACCAGAUAAAUAGAUAAGCAGAAUCUAUCAGAGGGUAAAUGCAACCUACAAUAAGCGACUUCCAAUGUCGGAGAGGGGACAACAGUGGCCCUUAGGUGUAGAUGCUGCAAAAGCAGUCUCCACACCACAAUACUAGGGGCUGUUCUGCAGUGUUUUGCUGCACACCAAGGGCAUGUGAAUGCAGCAGAUAAGCAUUAAUAGCUUUCUCCCAGAACCCUGGAAAUGGGGGCUCUCCCCAGUUACUUGGGCAGAGAACCGGCCUUGCUAGCAAUAUGGUCUUUUGGGCCACUUGUUUGGUAUACAUGCUAGAAGGUUCCUACCCCUGUACUGUAUGAUUUACCUGUCAACAUUAUUAAAUUGAAUACUUUACAUACAUGGAAAACCUAAUCUACAGAGCCUACACUUUUCAUUUUAGAAGACAAAAUGGACACAAGGAGACCUGUUUGAACAGUUCAGUCCUUGACAGUAUUGCACUUCUGCUUUUGUGGAAUAGUCCUGCAAGUACCUAUUCAGACGCAAUAGCAAUAUACCUAUAUUGCAAAGGGUGUGAAUUACCUGUGCUCAGGGAAUGACCAUACUGCUGUCUUUCCCUCCUCUCUUUAAAGGCUGGGUGUACUUUCUAGCAAACCAAAGGGGAUGCUCAUCUUGCAAAAGAAAUCAUAAUCUAACUGAAAUGGAUUACUCUCAAGGGAAAUUCUGAGAAAAUUCCUUAUCAGUUUGCUCUCCCCAGCAUGUCCUACUAAUAUCUCAAGGCAAAAUCUGAUUACUGCUGUUGGGAUUGACUAUGACAAGGGGUAGUCCCUCAUAUAGCUUCAGUUUUAGUUUGCAUGAGAAUCUUUUCUUUGCAAACUGAGCACAGUUGUUAAGAUUACAACAUGCACAAUAUGGAAAGGGACGUUGCAAUUAAUCCAUGGUGUCAGCCCUGUUUAAUAGAUUUUAUGACUCUUGCCUAGUCAUAUCCUUGGAUCUGUGUUGCCUGCCUGGGAAAACAUACCAUUUCAAACACAUGAACUUCCUUGAGAGAGAAACCUGGGUCCCAUUGUCACAAAUGCAUAUUAACAUUCAUAGCGCUAAAAAAUUUGUCAGAGAAGCUCAAACUCGUUUAUUUAAAGAUCAUGUUCUGUGAUGUCAAAACUAAUACUUAAAAAGUGAACAUCACUUUCCUCUAAUAAUUCUCCUGUUUCAUCAUCAAUUUUUACUUUCAUAAAAAUCAUUAUUAAUUAUUAUCAGGUGCUCUGGAAAUUGCCUGCAAUUCCCACUUGUUUUUAAAACACCUUCAAUAUUAUGGUAUCAAGUUGUCUCAAGGAAUUGCUAUGUGGUUACAUAUGAGAUGAGUCCGUGCAUUUCAUUGUGAAAACCUAUUUACAUGCAGCUUUAUAGAAAAUACUCUUUGGGCAGUGAACGCGUGCUGCUUUGUGAUGCUAUGCUGGACAAAUGAGGCUGGGGAAAAACAGUCCUGUUUGAAAUGUAAGUCUGCCAAAGCAAUUGAACUCUUUUUUUUCUUUAACUGAAUUGCAUGUGGUCUAACGAUCACAACUCAUUUAGGAACUUUUCUACACAAGAUUCUUCCUGGUAGGUUACGUGCUAUUGAAAGAGACAAAUCAGCUUUAAAUCGUAAUGGGCCCUUCAAGUAAAUUUUGCCCUCCCCCAGUAUGAAAAUUGUGAAAUAAUGUACAGGUAUACUGUAAAAAAAAAACAGUAUGUUUCUGAAACAGGACUGUACUCGCUACUAUGAAUAUGAUAUACGUCAGGAACUACAAUGCCAAGACCACGGCAAUACAGCCCGGAAAACCCACAACAACCAUCAAUAUGAUAUAUUGUUUCUCCUUUUUUAAAAAAACCUUUUAUCAAUUAAAAUGGGGAUAAUUGACUGUUUAUUGAAUAAAAACAUUAUUAAGGUAAUUGCACAAAUCAGUAAUACCCUGAUUUGGAUAUCUUAGGGGGACCUGAUCUCAUCAGAUCUCAGAAGUUAAGUAGGGUCGGCCUUGGUUAGUAAUUGGAAGGGAGAUCUCCAACGAAGAACAGGGUUGCAGAGGCAGGCAAUGGCAAACCCCGUCUGUUAGUCUUUUGCCAUGAAAACCCCAUCAGGGGUUGCUGUAAGUCAGCUAUGACUUGAGGGCACUCUCCACCACCACAGAAAUCAGUACCAAUUCCAAAUACGCUAUUCAGGCACAUAAGGUCAUUCCAGCCACUUAGCUGGAAAUGCAAGAUACUUUUAUAACUAAAUUACAACUUCUUUCUUCAGUGGGAGUUUGCUAUAAACGAAAACUUUCUGACCAAUUUUGCCUGCAUGUACUGUUUCUUCCACAUGCAAAUAAUUGUUUGGAUCACCACACUUGUACAUAAUCUUUUUAAUGUCUGCAAGCCAGUCAGACCCUCAGAAGUUAGAAAUAGACAUUAUCGUACAGACAUGGGAUCCUAACCCCACAUUUGGCUUAUGUAUGGGGGCAAUAGAUUCUUAGUCCUUCCAUCCAUUCUUUCUUACUGGUUACUGUGUUUUGUUUUUUAAUUCUCCCACCUGAGCUCUGAAUCCAGAAGCUUGGCUAGGGGAUAAAUGGUCAAUGGAGAGGGAUUUGCAGGGAAGAGUCAGCAGAUGUGAAAAGGAUUGAGCAAACCCUGCCACUGUGCUUUCAUUAAUGAAUGCACAUGUUUGGGGAACACAUGUUUGUUGGCAUAAGGUUUAAAACAUAGCAACAUAGACCUGGAAGGGACUCCAAGGGUCAUCUAGUGCAACUCCCUGCCCAAUGCAUGAAAUUCACAGCUACCUCCCCCCCCCUCACCCAGUGACCCCUGCUCUGUGCCCAAGGAAGAAGAAAAAACCCCUCCAGGAUCUCCAGUCAAUCUGGCCUGGAGGAAGAUUCCUUCCUGAUCCGGAAGUUGCAAUCAGCAUUAUCCUGGGCAUGUAAGAAAGGUCCAAGAGAGCCUAGCACUGGCUUAUCUCUUCAUGUUUUCCCUCUCCUGAUCUGUGUACCUUCAUAGUUCUUCCCACAGUUAAAACUUUGUCUUAAAGGUGCUACUGGACACUUUUUGAUUUAUCUGUAUUGUGUCCCUUUAUUUUUUUUGUCCUUUUAAGCAAGGCAAAAUACCAUGAUGAGCUGCUGUUCAGAAAUCUUCCUGCUUCAUGGACAAGCCCAUAUUAUCCCUUUGCAUUCUAAUACAAAAAUCUGGCAUUAUUUCCUUUCUUUUAUGUAUGUACUAUCUGGCAUGGAACUCCAUGGAUAAAUGAAUAAAUUUUUAAGGUAGUCAGUGGCCACUUCUCAGUCAAAGGGAAAAGACAAAAUCAAAGCAAGACAUGUCAGAAGUGUGCUAGUGUUGAUCUGUAUUUAACUUUGAUUUGGCCCAGCAUAUGGGGGGGAGAGGACAGUUUUUGCAGGCAGAAGGAUAAUGUAUUUUAUAAAACAUAUGGAAGCAAAUUGUUCUGGGAAAAAGUAUGGAGUCAUGCUUCUGACUUUUCUUUAAAAAAAUGUUGACAGGUAGUGGCAAUCUUACACCUAUUACAAAGAGAUCAUUAGCUUCCCAUUUUAGACUGUUACUGCAAAACUUCCAGGAGACAGAGAUUUUAUUUGACUGGUGGAGCUGCUCCAGAAGCAUACUUGCUGUAGGGAAUUUAGGAAAACAGGCUCAGUGAUUUUACAACAGCUGUGCAUAGCGCUUGAUUGGUUACUUGUGCAGUCACUAACCAAACUCUCCCCACCCAUCUCUAAAGUAGUUUUGCAACUCUUUAAAAAAAAAACAAAGGAAGAAAUGAAUAAAUAUACAUUUUAAAAAUCAAAAGUAGACAACCUCCUGAAACAUGAGAAGGGCCAAGACUGAUAACUGAACCAGCGUGUGAGUUGGUAGUAUGUAUAUCUGUGACUGCAUAUUGUAAUAUCAGGAAGGAGGGCUAACUUUUUUUUGGCUCCUCUCAAAAUUACUUCUGAACAUGCCUUAUGUGUAAUUCCAUUCAAUGGGAGAAUUGAACUUUCAGAUAAACACAGAGAAUUGAACUCUCAGAUAAACUAAUGGAAUUUAAGAGUUUAUCUUUGGCAAGAUCAUUCUAUAUCUGCUGCAGCUGUGAAUUGCUAUGAGUCAAAUCAACCAAGAUCAAAAACCACUGUUUCACACAAGUUUUUUGAUGUAGUUGCUUCAUCAGUUUAACAUGUAUUAGACCCUAAUGAGCCGGGGUUGGGGGGGAAGCUGCCACAAACUGAAUGGGGAAAAAAAGUUGGGCUGUAAAUAUUAACAUUUUUAGCAGAGUAAAUUACUAUUUAUUUGCAUAGCCUAUUUAUUGUAUUCUUGUUGUACUGUCAAAUACUGAGGCACAGUUGACAAAUUUGUCUAAUUCAUUCUAAUCUUUCUGGAGUGCCCUCAUGAGGUCAGCUUGCAUUAACAAUUAGUAGCAUUCGAUAGCCCAAACCAAGGAUAUUCGCCUAACUUCUCAGGGACCAUACCUUGUAUUUAUCCACCAUUACUAGAACUGGUAUGUAUGAAAUACUCUGAUUUACCAGGAACGUGGUUGCCAAUGUACUCCUUUACAUAUUUCAUGCUUGUUGGCCUCUGUAUAUAUCAUUGUGUUAUGUAUUUAUGAGAGCUAGUAAGCAAUAAUUUAUAUGUCAAAAUGGCCAAGCAAUAUGAAGAUAAAACUUGUAAAAGCAAAUGUUACAUUUUGACUUUUUUAAAUAUUGCUUUUCAAAAUACAAACCCAUGAAAUGUG
Eublepharis macularius is the source of this 7338-nucleotide messenger RNA. RefSeq names its product Rap guanine nucleotide exchange factor 5 (gene RAPGEF5). Gene Ontology annotation, cellular component: plasma membrane. Gene Ontology annotation, molecular function: guanyl-nucleotide exchange factor activity. The transcript is spliced from 16 exons. Bases 1 to 1743 code for a protein of 580 amino acids. NCBI's taxonomy places the organism in Eukaryota, Metazoa, Chordata, Lepidosauria, Squamata, Eublepharidae. Gene Ontology annotation, biological process: Ras protein signal transduction; positive regulation of GTPase activity. The record is from RefSeq and is a predicted model, not a curated record.